Messenger RNA from Pistacia vera, 667 nucleotides. RefSeq names its product AP-1 complex subunit mu-2-like. Gene Ontology annotation, cellular component: cytoplasmic vesicle. Lineage: Eukaryota; Viridiplantae; Streptophyta; Magnoliopsida; Sapindales; Anacardiaceae. The transcript is spliced from 3 exons. Gene Ontology annotation, biological process: vesicle-mediated transport. Bases 93 to 386 code for a protein of 97 amino acids. The record is from RefSeq and is a predicted model, not a curated record.
UUAUUCACUGAUUCUGCAUCAGCACUGCAACAAAUGUUGAAAUCGAGUUGCCUGUCCCAUCUGAUUCUACAAAUCCUAAUGUUCGGACAUCAAUGGGGUCAGCAGCAUAUGCUCCUGAGAAUGAUGCUUUGGUCUGGAAGAUCAAAUCUUUCCCGGGUAAUAGGGAGUAUAUGUUGAGGGCUGAGUUUAGUCUUCCUAGUAUAACAGCUGAAGAAGCAACUCCUGAUAGAAAGGCUCCCAUCCGUGUGAAGUUUGAGAUACCAUAUUUUACUGUCUCAGGGAUUCAGGUUCGAUACUUAAAGAUCAUUGAAAAAUCCGGAUACCAGGCUCUUCCAUGGGUGAGAUACAUAACAAUGGCUGGUGAAUAUGAAUUAAGACUAAUGUAAAGGUCCAUAUAUGUAACUCCUAUUAUGAAUCUCGUAAAUAUAUCAUAUGGCUUGGGAACUGCUUGGUGGUAAAGCCUCUCAUUGGAGAUGUUCUCAAAAUUUUGGUUUCUGUAGUAAGGUCCUUGCUUUUCAUUAUUUUAUUUUAAACAUUAUGCUUUAAUUAUCGUUUGAAUGUAACAUUUGUUUUAGGGUGUACUGAUCUCCCAAAAAGUUUGUUCAAUUAUUUUCUGCGGGAACAAAUAAUGUUUGUUGUAAAAUUGAGCAGUGGGUGCUUUCUUAUA